Aspergillus neoniger CBS 115656 is the source of this 741-nucleotide messenger RNA. RefSeq lists its product as uncharacterized. The coding region runs from base 58 to 525 and encodes 155 amino acids. NCBI's taxonomy places the organism in Eukaryota, Fungi, Ascomycota, Eurotiomycetes, Eurotiales, Aspergillaceae. The record is from RefSeq and is a predicted model, not a curated record. The transcript is spliced from 2 exons.
CCACCCCCUACUAACGGAGUACUACUACUAGUAUGAAGGGACCCCAGCCGCGCGCACAUGGAAGAAAGGACCCAGUAUUCAGCAGGACUAGUUCUGCUCUUAGUCGCUUGCUCUUUGACCUAUUCAUGCCGCUUCUCACACCGCAACCAAUAUCGCCUUCAGCUUCAGUCGUCAUUCUAUGGUAGCGGUGUUAUUGCUUUUGCCCGUCUGCAUGCACCCCAUUCCGAUGAAGGCAGUAUCUACUUACGUAGUAGACGGUCGCACAGUCUUUUCGUCCCUAGAUGCUUUGAGCAAGCUUCUAGAUCUCUUUCUAGGCACCAAGCCACUCCCCCUUGCUUGUCAAAACUUAUUUUCUUUUUCUUUCAGCCUUUUUCCCUUCUUCUUUUCUUUCAUUCUUUUUUAUGUAAUUUUAAUCUUCCAGUCGACCUUCCAUUUCGAAUAAUUUCCCUCCCUUCAUGCUAUCAACAUGACUUGCUGGUUUCUCCUGCCGGCUCAUUCCAUGGCAGCCCACACGUUGAUUCUUAACUAAAACUGCAUUGCUGAACGCCUUGUCAGCCACGCUUUUGGGUCGAUGAGUGGAGGAGGAGGAGAACAAAGUGGACCAUCACCAUCUACUCACACAGUACUUACUCCUUCCAGCGCAAGUGCCAAGUACUUCGAUCCAAUUCUUUUCUCUCUUUACACCGUGACCACCACUUGAUACCGAUACUAGUAUCUUCCCCCUUUCAUCCCGCCUUUUCC